Nanorana parkeri is the source of this 642-nucleotide messenger RNA. RefSeq names its product zinc finger and SCAN domain-containing protein 2-like. The transcript has 5 exons. The record is from RefSeq and is a predicted model, not a curated record. Lineage: Eukaryota; Metazoa; Chordata; Amphibia; Anura; Dicroglossidae. Gene Ontology annotation, cellular component: nucleus. Bases 1 to 642 code for a protein of 213 amino acids.
AUGACUUCAACCUAUAAAAAGUUGAAUCACAUUAAAACUGAAGUGAAAGAGGAGGCAGAAGAACAGUUUGAGAGGGGUGAUAAACCUUGUAAGAAGGAGGAGGAACAUUCUCCAGAGAUCAGCACAGACACUCAGAGUGAUGUCAAAGCUGAGGAGGAGAAAGAAGGGGGCAUGAAGAUUAAAGAGGAGAAACUUCCAGAGGUCAGCACAGAUCCCGGACACACCAUUCCGAGAAACCUCAAAGCUGAGGCGGAGGAAGAAGGACAUGUGAACACAAAAGAGAAAGCUGUCCUAGAGAUCGGCAUGGAUGGAAAAUACAGAUUGCCAAACGUGGAGAAACAUCCCACUACAUUUUUCAAUGGAAAAAUCGCAGGCAAUGACGUCGGGGCCCGCGUUUCGGAAGCAAAAGGCCCCGCGCCAACCCACCAGCCGGCCUCCAGGAAAAAGCCUUUUUUGUGUUGGGAGUGCGGGAAAUGCUUCAGCCGAAGGUACGCUCUCACCGAGCACCUGAGAAGUCACACGGGGGAGAAGCCGUUUUCGUGUUCGGAAUGCGGGAAGUGUUUUUCUGUGAAAUCCAAUCUGAAUGUCCAUAGAAGGACUCACACCGAGGAUGAGACCUCUUCUUCUUCUAGUUCUGAAUGA